AUGACGAUUGGUUCCCUUCCCUUUCUUAUCCUCAACUAUGGAGCUGAGUUGAUUUUCAUCCUUCACACACGUCUUAUUGCGCAGAAGGUAAAUAGUGAGGCAGCACGAAUUGUAAUGAAUGAUGUUGUAGGGCACAUGUUCAGUUCAGAGUUUAUAGAUGAACUUCUCCGCCCACAGCCCCUUCACUCAUUAGCAGAAACGAAGGAAGUAUUCAUCUCACUUACACAGACAUCUGUAAUGCGACUCUCAGCAGUGUCUAUGAAGAAACUUUUUGAUCUCAUGACAACAGGAGUGAAAUAUCAGUUAUUCACACUACGUCAUCCACUGGAGUUAUUAGAACUUACGUGGACACACUUAGAAGAGGUACAACGAAUUAUUACACCAGAAUCUCAAAUGUAUGUAAGGCCAGUACUUGUACGCCUUAAACAUCUCUGUUCUAAUCUUAAUAUUGGUGAUUUAGCAGAGAUUCGAAAAGAAUUAUUAAAUUUCUUUGUUGGUCGCAGUGUUCCUGUAUCUGUGUUACUGGAUGAUGGACUCCAAACAUCCUCCGGUUCUUUUUUUCUUCCAGAAGAUCGUUUUCUCCCCCCACUCGCCGUCUGUGAACCCCCAGGAACUAUUCGUUAUUUUAAUAAUGGGACUCUCAUCUCCUCUGAAGUCUUCACACAUCACCGCGAUGCCAAUCUUCGCUAUCCGUUAACAAUUCCUCCAGGCACGUGGGAUCCAAUGAAUCCAGUGACUCGAGUAUCCAAGAAUGGGAUGAAUAUGUAUACAGCAUACCGUGGGUCCCCAGAUAAUCAAUCCACUAAUCAACCUCCAUCAUCAUCAUCUAAUCAAUCAGAGAGGAUGAAUGCCGUGACAGGGGAAUUAAACUAUUUAUCGCAGCUUAUAAGAGGUAAUCAAAAAACUACACAAGAGACAUUUAAAUUAAGUCUUUUUGAUGAUGGGGAUGAGGAUGAUUAUGAUGAUGAUAAUAAUGGUAAUGAGAAGGAUGGGAAAAAUACGAAACAUAUGGCUCUUGAUGAUGGAGUUAAACCAAAAGGAGAGUCUAUUCAUACAUCUGCAGCCUUUUCAAAUCAUACAAAGAAGGAAGAGACACAAACAGAUAAUACAGAUCUUAUGCGUAUUGUAGAAGGAUUUCGUAUAGAUAAGACAGUGGCGAAGCCAACUGGGGGAAACUCUGAUCUUCUAGAUAUUAUGGAUGAAGACUGA
Molecule: messenger RNA, 1209 nt
Organism: Trypanosoma theileri
Lineage: Eukaryota; Euglenozoa; Kinetoplastea; Trypanosomatida; Trypanosomatidae
Product: organic solute carrier partner 1
Exons: 1
Coding region: 1-1209 (402 amino acids)
Biological process (GO): transport
Cellular component (GO): plasma membrane; cytoplasm
Source: RefSeq, a predicted model, not a curated record